CACGCGCCCGCCCGACGCGUCCCGAACGCGUCGCUGCUUCACCACGUAUCCCUCAACUUCACCCACAAUCGCCGAGACUCACCGCCAACUGUACUUCUACUGUACUCAAACCCACCAAAGUCACGCAUCAGUCUAUGAACCACUCUUGAAGAGCCAUGGAGGCUCCGACUCCUCUCCCUGUUAUCCUCGCGUCCCCUCAGAAACGUCCCCACGAUGACGAAGCUGAGCCAUGCGUCUCAACCCCCAAUCGCAAUUCUCCUUCGAACGCAUCCACGCCGCUUUCUGUAAUGUCCUCGAUGCAAACACCGUCACCACUGAAGCGGACCCCUGCCGGGACGCACACGCCGUCAAGUAGCGCCGCUCCUUCUUCAACUCAACCAGCGCCAGCUUCCAGCAACGACCAACAAUCAGCGAAGCGGAGGAAGUUCACACAACAAGAGAAGGAAGAACAGGCCAAAGAGAAAGAGGCGAAGGCCAAAGCACGCGCUGAGAAGAAAGCCCAAAAGGAAGCAGAGGAGAAGCUGAAGGCAGACCAAAAGGCGCAGCGGGACGAAGAGAAGCGCAAGAAGAAUGAGGAGAAAGAAGAGAAGAAGCGCGUCAAGGAGCUGAAGCAGCAACAAGAGGAGGAAGAAAAGAAGAAGAAAGAACGAUCGCAGAUGAGGUUGAAUGCGUUCUUCUCCAAGCCCAAGGGUGUUGCAGAGCCCACGGGUAAUACCACGGUAGAGCCCGUCCAGAAAUCCUGCACUGGUCAAACAUGGUUAUCUUCGGACCCUGUCGAGACUAUUGCUAACGCAGCGCCCCCAUCGCCACAGAAGGCUAUAGUUCGGAAUGGACAGUCGGAUUACGAACGCGUCUUCCUUCCAUUUUCUCUUCCACCCACCGGUAUUCUCGCGCCACUGAACGCGUUUCAUAGCAAACCGGAGGAUUUGGCCGCUGCCCAGGCACGCUUAGACGAUAUCGUGGCACACAAGGAUGUCGGGAUGGAGCCUGUGACGGUGGAAAGCAUUCGAUCCAUCUUCCCGAAGUGUCACCGUGGCCUUGAGACGACGACAAUGGCUGAGAUUGUCGACCGCAUCAAUGGUUCAGCUGACAAUCCAAUUAACCUGGCCGAGGAUCCCAACAUAAAGCCGCUUGACCUACUGAAGCAGGUCUCCAUGAAAUAUCUACACUUCGGCGAGGACGUUCGGCCGCCCUACUUCGGGACCUACACGAAGCAUCAUGAUCCAGAGCGGGAGCGCAAGGUUGCGCGAAAUCCAACCUUUCGCGGCCUUACUGACCUUAAUUACGACUACGAUUCAGAGGCCGAGUGGGAAGAACCAGGUGAGGGUGAGGAUCUUGAUUCUGAAGGUGAAGAGGAUCUCGAAGAGGAAGGCGAGGAGGACCUGGAUGGCUUCCUUGACGACGAGGAUGACCCAGAGGUCAAGCGCCGGCUACUCAAUGGCGACCAAGAGCCUGUUAGCACUGGUCUCUGUUGGGAAGACGCGCGCGGCGUAUCUCGAUUGAAUGACGGCUCUGGCGCAAUCUCAACAGAGUUCAAGGACUUCAGAAUGGGCUUCCUACUACAAACUCAAGCACCCAUCGAUCCUUUCUCGGACUCCUACUGGGCACCCGAUGUCCCCGUCUCUCGAGCGUCCAUCCAAGCACUCAUUAAGGCCGACCAGUCCAGCGGAUCGAUGAACCCACCUCGUCUUCCACUCACCGCUCGCCCGGCUAACGUAAACGGUCUCAUGAACACUCUCAACGGCCCUAAAAAGCCGUCUCCCGCACUCGAUGCAAAGACUGGAAAGGCCAAGCGAAUGAUAGAUGCCAGCCUCCUACCUGCUUUCAAAGCAGAGGUUGCCGGCUCGGAUCUCACGAAGAUUGGCAUGAUCGAAGCUUUGAAGAAGAAAUUUCCUAAGGUGCCCAAGGACGCUAUCACCAAUACACUUACGGAUGUUGCUCAACGUAUUGGCCCUUCAGCGGCCGAGAAGCGUUGGGUGUUGUUUAACUAAAUACUCAUGUGUAACAUCUGCAUUAUUACUUUUAGCAUGGCGUAGGAUGGGACCGCGAUGGCGUUACAUGGACAUUUUCACUGGCGGUGCGCAAACGGGUAUGGGAGAUUGGCGCAGGUUCCGGUGUGCAAGCAUUGCAUAUGCGUCAAGCGUUAAGCGUCUUGAAGCGUUUCAUCAUCUUUCCACAACGCUCUCAGAAGAAGAUGCGGAAACUAUUCGAACGGCGGAUAUUUUGGGC
Paraphaeosphaeria sporulosa is the source of this 2229-nucleotide messenger RNA. RefSeq lists its product as uncharacterized. The coding region runs from base 156 to 1991 and encodes 611 amino acids. The record is from RefSeq and is a predicted model, not a curated record. The transcript has 3 exons. Lineage: Eukaryota; Fungi; Ascomycota; Dothideomycetes; Pleosporales; Didymosphaeriaceae. Gene Ontology annotation, cellular component: CAF-1 complex; nucleus. Gene Ontology annotation, biological process: nucleosome assembly.